GAAAGAUCCCAUUUCAUGGCUAGGCGCAAGUCACGUGCCAAAAUACUUUGCUCACCAGAAGGGUGGUCACUAUUUUCCACGCAUUCCUCCUACACAAGAUGUCAAAAAACAACGCAAGAGACUACGUUGACGCAUAUGUAAAGGAUAUCAAGAAUGAUACGCAGGAUUUUUUGAAAGAGAAUCAACCUUCAUUUGAUCCCAAAAAAGCUGCAUCGCUUCCUGCAGCACCACUGCCACCUUCGUCCUCAGCUGACACCAGCAAUUCAACCCCUAAAAGUCAUGCUGGAUUACAUAUUCCCACCCAUGAUCCCAAAUUCUCGUCGUCUGAGCCAGCUUCUGGCCAAGAAGCACCAACAAAGCCCCAAGAAGAGCCAAAGGUAGUAUGGGCCGUUCGAGAUUUCAUUGAUCAGAAACGCGCCAUUCACGACACUGCCCUCGAUAAUUGCGCCGACCUUCACUCUGAUCUUCUCACGUGCUUCAAGGACGGAAGUUGGUGGGAUAAGGCAAAGAUGUGUGAAAAACAAAAGCAACGGUUCUGGAAAUGUUUCCAUGAACAAAAAGGGUUCCUUAAGGAAAAUAAUUUCAACAGCCCUGUUAGCACGGAUGAAGAGGAUGCUACUAUUUUACGAAAGGCAGCAGGUCUGGCAGCGAAUCAGAAGAAAGAUUAUGACCAGCAGGACAACCAACCAUGAAGUGCAUGCAUGCUAUAGGCUGCUGUUACGCAAAAGAUACAAACAAAAAAAGAAGAGGCAAAAAUAUAACAACAACAAUAGACUUGCGUUAGACGACUUGUUAAAAAGUGGUUGGGACACAACACUGUAUAGUAGUAUCAUUAGAUUCCCAUUUCCCUUCACCAGUUUUGUUAAAUACAAUAAUCAUAUAAAUAAAAGCAUAGGUUUGAACGAAUAGGAUAA
Messenger RNA from Umbelopsis ramanniana AG, 914 nucleotides. RefSeq lists its product as uncharacterized. The transcript has a single exon. The coding region runs from base 99 to 692 and encodes 197 amino acids. The record is from RefSeq and is a predicted model, not a curated record. NCBI's taxonomy places the organism in Eukaryota, Fungi, Mucoromycota, Umbelopsidomycetes, Umbelopsidales, Umbelopsidaceae.